This is a messenger RNA of Haemonchus placei, 396 nucleotides long. The record is from the annotation of a GenBank genome assembly. NCBI's taxonomy places the organism in Eukaryota, Metazoa, Nematoda, Chromadorea, Rhabditida, Trichostrongylidae.
AUGGCUGUUCCAUUCGACAUCACCAGUGGAUCACAUGCAUCUGUCAGCAGCGAAUCUGCUACCCAUAUGUCAGCCAAGGAUGUCAGUACACCAGCUGUAAUGUCUGUUGAAGCUAACUUUCUGCCGUCACACGAGGGCGAUUCGAUGUUUGAUGCCAUUGUAACAUAUUUAAAGACAAAGGAUUAUCCAUCUUUCAUCAAGUCAACGACGGAUGCGGUUGCUGCGAGAAGUGAAUUCAGAAGAAAAUGUAGUACGUUCUUUUUGGACAAGAGUGAUGAGCUGCUCCAGGGCAGAGCUGCUGGUGUUCACCGGCAUGUCCUUCGUCGAGGAGAGCUCAGAACGGUCUUUCGCUUUGUACACGAAGCACUGGGACACUGUAGUGCCGAUGUAUGGUGA